UGACUCUGACACAACACACCGGUAUGUGUGCGCACUGAGAGCCACACACACACGCACGCACACACACACGCACACACACAUACACGCACACACACAUAGACCACGCACAGGCGCACAGGCACCAUCCAUCCAUCCUUCCAGACGCACAACUUGUGUUUCCCCCCUCUCUCUCCGCGGUGAAUGACGAGAAGAAGGCGCGUGGUUAUCACACUGCGACGAGGCUUUUUGGAGGAAUAGAGACUUGGAGAAUAAUCCAAAACAAGGUCUGCCCCUGAUAACGUGACCACUGAAGGAAGACAACACAGAACUGCUUCAUCAUGAAUUUUGUAAUGAAAGCUGCACUGGGAGGAGGUCCUCCUGAUGUGGGCAAGAUGCUGGGUGGGGAGGAGAAGGAGGAGGACCCUGAUGCAGCAAAGAAAGAGGAGGAAAGACAGGAGGCGCUGAGGCAACAGGAGGAAGAGAGGAAGGCCAAAUAUGCCAAGAUGGAGGCUGAGAGGGAAAGUAUGAGGCAAGGCAUCAGGGACAAGUAUGGCUUGAAAAAGCGUGAGGUGGUUGAGGCGGAGGCCGCGGCCGCCGCAGAGGAGCCUGCAGCCGGCAGCUUGACCCGACCCAAGAAAGCUGUGCCAGCCGGCUGUGGUGAUGAGGAGGAGGAGGAGGAGAGCAUCAUGGACACAGUGAUGAAAUACCUGCCAGGCCCGCUGCAAGACAUGCUGAAGAAGUAGGCUAGCAAGCCAGCUAACGCUAACGUUACCCAUCUUAGUUUAUAAACUACUGUAAAUUCACAAAGUUGGCUUAAAUCAGAUUUUUUCCACCCACAUGACAGAGUGCAACAAAUGACGUCACAAAAAGCUGUGUUUAGACAUAUCACAGAUGGGUUUUUAUGAGACACAACAUGGGGAACUGAAUCAGGUGUGAACCAGCAGUGUGAAUAGUAGCCAUUAGACUAAGUUUGCAGCCAGGUGAACGUUAGCUUGACUGAUGCUCAUGUUAGCUUAGACAGAAUAAUGAAGCUAACAGCAAGCAGAGGGGCUAAAGACACAACGUUAGAUGGUUUAUCCUUCUAGACUGAGAAGUUUUAAACUCCUUUUUCUCUCGUCUGCGACGGUAGCUGCAGAGCUCUCUUGCAGCACAGAAAAUAAUCUCCUUGUCUACCACGACCACGCCGUUCACUCAGUUUGUACAUUCAUAAAUAAAUAAAUAUAUAAUGCGCCUCAAGGUGGGCCAACAAUCAUAUCGUAAUAUUAUAUAAAAAUUAUUACACUAACUGUGUGUCUGUCUUUAAAAUAAAAAAAAAAUGUGAUAACUUGAUAAGCCAUAUUUUAAAAAGGAAAUUUAAAGACUAUUAUUGUGUGCUCUUAAAGCUACUGUUUUGUGUUUGCCCAUGUCUAAAGUUUAUGUAAAACGUUUGCACACAGUGUUUCCCAUUUUCUGUGUCGUCUAUUUCCCCGACACACUCCGUAUAAGCCCAACACCAGAGUGUAACAACAUUCAUGUAGUGUAGUGUUUAAAAAAAAAAAAAAAGUUUUUAAUCCCCUGUUCAGUGUUUUUCACCUCCUUCUUACGUCUUUGCAUGCCAUUUGUCUGGACCAGUUUGUUGUGUGAAUAUGUAAACUCACUCCCCUUCCUCCUGUUUCUCUUCUUAAUCAUGCAAAAAAUAUGAAGGCAAUAACUCUUAAGUUUGAGUGUGUUUUCACUAUAAUGUUAAUAUAACAGUUAAUAUUAUCAGUAAUAAAAUGAAAGAAAAAAAACUGUAUGCAUUCAGGAAAUUUAAUUUACAAGUUUGCAGGGUUUUAUUUUCCUUGUUUAAUUGUUUUGAUGAAGAAUGACCGUGCAGCAGUUUGUGAAAAAAGCCAAAACCUUAAGCUUUCAGCCAUAAAACCAGACUUACAGUAUAUACUCUAUUAUUACUAUCAGGAUCUACUUCUAGGGAGAGAACACUGAAUGAAUCUGUAAAGUAAAAACAUGUAUCUGUUAUUUUUAAGUGACAAUAAUCAGUAUUGACUUAAAUAGAUAGACUGCAAGUUUAGUGAGUGAGAGAGAGCAAGAGAUUACCCUCCUUCCAUAAACACAUAAAACUGCAGUUUGGCUACAGAGUAAUGAUUUAGUUCCACAUCGAAACCAGAAGGUGUAUGAAAAGACGAUGUGAAACAGUGACACAUUUAGUCAGAUAUUGUUGGUUUUGAGGUGAGAUCAAACCAUUGAAGGUGAAAAUGAAAUGCCAUGAGCAAUAAAGGAUUAUCAUGUAUGUUUCUGCCUGAGAUUCAAUAAAAACUUAAAACCUUGUUCACA
Sphaeramia orbicularis (orbiculate cardinalfish) is the source of this 2289-nucleotide messenger RNA. It is a transcript of the gene cplx2a, whose product is annotated as complexin 2a. The coding region runs from base 318 to 722 and encodes 134 amino acids. Lineage: Eukaryota; Metazoa; Chordata; Actinopteri; Kurtiformes; Apogonidae. The transcript has 4 exons. Gene Ontology annotation, biological process: neurotransmitter transport; synaptic vesicle exocytosis; regulation of neurotransmitter secretion. Gene Ontology annotation, cellular component: terminal bouton; SNARE complex. The record is from RefSeq and is a predicted model, not a curated record. Gene Ontology annotation, molecular function: syntaxin binding.